Physella acuta is the source of this 2609-nucleotide messenger RNA. RefSeq lists its product as uncharacterized. Gene Ontology annotation, cellular component: cell surface. The record is from RefSeq and is a predicted model, not a curated record. NCBI's taxonomy places the organism in Eukaryota, Metazoa, Mollusca, Gastropoda, Physidae. Gene Ontology annotation, biological process: signal transduction.
GUGAAUUUACGUGUUGUUUACACGAUCAACCACAAGACACACCUGGGCAUAAGGAGCCUAGACAGCACGGGUAUGUAGAAUGUGUCCUCAAAUGCUAUCGUGAUACUAUGGCGACAAUGAGCAAGACGUUCAUCUGUGACCUUGACAGUGGCACAUGGAAUGUCGAGUUUACCGAGUCCCAUCGUCACUGUGACGAAGAUGACAAGAUGGCUCCAGACUUCCCAGACGGUUGUCUUGACAACGAGGAACUGAAGCUGUUGAAAAUGCGCCCUUAUUUCUAUUUCCCCAAAGAGUUCCAGAUGCCUGAAGUAACGGACUCCUCAAAGGUCAAGUCGGUGCAAGUGGCACCGACCCCCUUUUUUCUAAACCAGCACGGGGUCAAUACAAUCACAAUCACGGCAACAGAUGAACACGACAACAGUCGUUCUUGUCAGUUCUACGUCGUCAUCACUGAAGCCGAAUGCACUGAACCAUGCAUAGGGGCUGACGUGACAUAUCAAUUGAUUGGAGCAGCAGGCGAUUACGUGAAUUACAAGUUGUCGUGUCCGCACGGCGAGGAGCUGGUUGGUCAAGAUAUUCUCAUGUGUUGGGGCGAUCAUUCUCCACCCUAUCAAACAAGAUUUUGGAACAGUGUGGACCGAGCCAAAUGUAGUGGUCCAUGUAAGUUACCGACAGUACCAGGAAAUGUGUAUAUGGUUUUUCACAACUUUGAAAUGGACGUGUUCUAUGAGGCGUACUGCAAGGAGGGGUACAUGACCCCAAGAGGUGUACCCCAGUAUGCCAUUUACCAUUGUGAACGCGGAGUCGACGAAUAUCGUUACGACUUUAUUCCUAAUUGUGUCGCUGACAGAUAUCCCGAUUAUUUUACGAUAAAAGUAAAGUUCGUGGUCCAGACUCCCGACUGCCUCCUAGAUCUUGUGGAGGCUGGCAAGGCUUUUAAUGCGUCACUCCACGCCACAAAUUGGACAUUACUCUGUGGAUCCAGUGUUGGCUGUACUCCUGACGUCACCCGAUUGUAUUGCCUAAAUGGGACUACCUGGGAGCAUAUUUACGUGUUCGGAAUAACACUGUGGAUGGAACCAUUUAAUGUUAGCAGAGGGCAUCUUUACAGACGCAUUAUCGAGAAUUUCUGUGAUCACAUCGAGGAAACAUCUGAACUCCUAUUUCCUAAAUUCAUAGGAAAAUCCCCCCGAAAAAUACUUCUGGAAUGUGAAGAUAUAUAUACAUGUACAAUUCCAGGCACGUUAAUGGACAGGAAUUAUAUUUUACCUAGAUGUGUGGGCUGUGGAGAGGGUCACAUAUACAACACAUCCUCGGACGAAUGCGAGAUUUGCCCAAAAGACUUUUAUCAGGACCAGGAGAUAGCUUUCUCUUGCAUCCCCUGCCCACCCGGUCUUAUUACCAGGAGAAUGGCUGGAAGUUCGGUCUCAGACUGUAAAGCCGGAUGUGGUAAAGGCUCGUUCUACGACCGAAGCAGGAACCUGUGUCCGAAAUGUCCACUAAAUACCUACCAAGACAAAGAUGUCGCUGAGAAAUGUCAGCCAUGCCCUGGGACAUCGAUCACUCUCAAAGUUGGCUCAACAGCCAGGGAAGCGUGUAUAGCUCUCUGUAAGCCGGGACAUUUUUCCUUGUCCAGAGCAGAGCCUUGCCGACCCUGCCCAGUGGGAAGCUAUCAGACUCACGCCGGCAAGACCACGUGUGAUUAUUGCCCUUUUGGUAUGCGGACAACAUCAACACCUUCAAUUUCUGCCACUGACUGUACAUUUUUUGAUGUGCGCUUAAGAGAAGAAGGUCCCGAUGCAGUCAUCCAAGGCCUUCAACAACUGCCAGUUCGGUUCACCUGGAUGAGCUGGAUCUCACCUGUAUGGUUCCACAUGACGUCAGGUUUCAGGAUGUCUCUGGGCACUCGACUUAACACGUCUAACCUGAACGCUGCAUUCCUGACCUUAGACAACCUUUUGCUAAUGGUAGAAACGGGAAAUCUUCCGCACAUCGUCAGGAGAUGGAAUCAUGUAGCUGUAACGUACCAGAACAACAAAGCUGUUUUAUUCGUCAAUGGCGAGGAAGAAGGCUGGUUGGACAACAUAUCUCUUGAAAAUCUGAACACAAAGAAAAUUAUUUUUCGGAAAUCGUACACUAUAAAAUCGAUCUGGAUUAACGGUAUGCAAAUGAGCCAGACUGUCUUGACAAAGUCUCAGCUGCAGGAUUUUGCCACUUCCUGCUACAAACAAUUAGAUGAGAAUUUACUGAGAGGCCCAACAUCCCUGCCAGUUCUCUUGUUGACCAAGUCUUGCAAUGCAACUAAUGUGUGUACUCCUACAACCUGCGGCCCCCACGCGACUUGUUUCUCUGAGGCCGAUGGUUACCGAUGUCAGUGUAAGGAUCCGUGGACCGGAACCAACUGUGAUCAUCAGGUCGUUCAGUGCAAUCCAAUUACCUCGUACUCAUAUGAAUGGGGAGACUGGGAUAAUAACUGUACACAAUGUGUGGAAACGUGUUUUAAAUCGAGAUCUCGUAAGACAAUCAUCUUUGCCCAAGUUUUGGGGAGAAAUGACGAGGAAGGAAAAGAUGCUGAGAUUGCAAUAAAGGUUAGAAAACAAAUUUUCUGA